This is a messenger RNA of Gossypium raimondii (Peruvian cotton), 1012 nucleotides long. RefSeq names its product expansin-A5. NCBI's taxonomy places the organism in Eukaryota, Viridiplantae, Streptophyta, Magnoliopsida, Malvales, Malvaceae. Gene Ontology annotation, cellular component: extracellular region. The transcript has 3 exons. Gene Ontology annotation, biological process: plant-type cell wall organization. Bases 32 to 793 code for a protein of 253 amino acids. The record is from RefSeq and is a predicted model, not a curated record.
AGUAUUUGUGUUUUGUAUCAUUUGCAGGGCAAUGGGACUUCUGGGGUUUCUUGUAGUUUUAUUGCUUUCAUCAAUCAUCAACUUUGUACACGGUUUUCCAAGGCAUAACCAUGGCGGCCAUCAUGGAUAUCUUGGACCCUGGAUCAAUGCUCAUGCCACUUUCUAUGGCGGUGGUGAUGCUUCUGGCACAAUGGGUGGAGCUUGUGGCUAUGGAAACCUAUACAGCCAAGGGUAUGGUGUUAAUACAGCAGCAUUGAGCACUGCAUUGUUUAACAAUGGCUUGAGCUGUGGUGCAUGUUAUGAGAUCAGGUGUGUUAAUGACCCACAAUGGUGUCUGCCUGGUUCCAUUGUGGUCACCGCCACUAAUUUCUGCCCUCCGGGAGGUUGGUGUGACCCUCCUAAUCACCACUUUGAUCUCUCACAACCUAUUUUCCUACACAUUGCCCAAUACAAAGCUGGUAUUGUUCCUGUCGUUUACAGAAGGGUGUGGUGUAAGAGAAGAGGGAGAAUAAGGUUCACAAUCAAUGGACAUUCUUACUUCAAUUUAGUGCUGGUGACCAAUGUUGGAGGUGCGGGUGAUGUUCGUUCUGUAGCCAUUAAAGGAUCAAGGACCAAAUGGCAACCAAUGUCCAGAAACUGGGGACAGAACUGGCAAAGCAAUACAUACCUUAAUGGACAAAGUCUAUCGUUUGUUGUCACAACCAGUGAUGGCCGUGCUGUUGUCUCAUACGAUGUUGCUCCAUCUAGUUGGUCUUUCGGACAAACUUACAUUGGUCGCCAGUUUAGGUCUUAACAACCAACUUAACCUUUCUCUCCUCUGGGGAUUUAUAAUAUAGUGGAAUAUAGUGAUUGUUAUUUUGGGGGUUAUUCCAGCCAUUGAUUUUUGAACUAUGGUUUUAUCUUUAGACUUUUUAAGAUGGUAAGAUUUUGUCCAAGGGGGAAAACUUACUAUUUGCGUAUUGAUUACAUCAAAUUAUUAUGAAUAUAAAAGCUUUGUUUUUUCAAGCCAAAA